Messenger RNA from Cinara cedri, 566 nucleotides. Lineage: Eukaryota; Metazoa; Arthropoda; Insecta; Hemiptera; Aphididae. The record is from the annotation of a GenBank genome assembly.
AUGGAAGUUAUAAUGCAGUAUAUGUUUCGAACAUCAAUAAAGCAGAAGAAAUUGCAAUUGGGUAAGAUUAUUUUGAUACCAUUAAUGAAUAGAGAGAAGAGCAAGGAGGAGAAAUGUCCACUUUGCGGAACCUCUGAAGUGGUUCUACGACAAAAUAUUCCAAUAAAAAUAUCCCAGGUAAAUAUUAAUUCAAGAUUUUAAUCUUUUAUUGGAAAAGUUAAAUAAACCUAUAAUAUUAAUAGAAUACAAUUAUCAUUAACUUUUAUAGAACACAAAAAUAUUAAUUAAAAAGUGUUUAAAUAAAUAUUAAAAGAUAUUUUUUUAAUAACAUUUUGGUGAUAUUGCAAAUGUUAACUAUAUUAUGUUAAUUUUAACGACGUUAAUUGUAAGUUACUUAUUUUCCCACAAGAUACUGAUUAUUGUCGCCAGUAUGCCUUUGAAUAAGUAAAAACGAAAUAUGAUAAAAUAUUUAAGAAUCUAGAUUUACUUUAAAAUAUAUUAAAAUUAAUACGUCAUAUUUUAUUUAGAGUGAUAUGCUUCAUGAUGAUCCGCGCUCUAGUAAUUAA